GCUCCCAUCACCCGGAGGCACCGGGGGGCCGGCCCAGGCUCCGCGGCGGGUCUGCCCCGGGCACCUUCGCAGCCAGCUCGGCUCCCGCUGACUCAGAGGGAAGCCUGGGAGCCGAGGGGCGGGGCCUGGGCAGCCUUCGCCUGCCUUUCCUGUGUGUCUAGAAAUAGGGUGGGGGCCGAGCAACGGAAAGUUACUCGCGGCGGGCGGCGCGGAGGCGCGGCGGAGUCGGGGCGCGGGCGGCGGGGGCCCCGGCGGGCGGGGCGCGGAGUCACCUGCCCUCGGCUCACUUCCUGGCCACGCCCCAGGUGAGCGGCCCCGCGGCGGGACGGCCCGGCUCCUGGCUCGGGGCUGCGAGGGGAGCAUGGAAGUUUCGCGGCCGUGAAGGCAGGUUGGGCCCCCCGUGCCGAGGAGCGGGGCUUCCCCGGGCUUCCCGCGGGCCCGAGCCCCCCCCCCCCCCCCCCCCCCCCGCCGGCUCCCGGGACGUGAACGUGGAUGAAUGAAACCGGGCGCUAGGAACUGCCCCGCGCCCCCGCCGCCGCCGCCGCCCCCGCCCGCGCGAAGCUGGGGCUCUCCGGAGGAGCCGGCCCCGAGUCCUCAGCCAUGCAGAAGAAGGAGAUCGAGUGUCUGAGCCCCGAGGCUCAGAAGCUGGCUGAAGCCCGACUUGCAGCCAAGAGGGCGGCCCGAGCCGAGGCUCGAGAGAUCCGCAUGAAGGAGCUGGAGAGGCAGCAGAAAGAGAUCUAUCAGGUUCAAAAGAAAUAUUAUGGGCUGGAUACAAAAUGGGGUGACAUCGAGCAAUGGAUGGAAGAGAGCGAGCGAUACUCUCAUAGAUUCCGAAGAAAUCCAUCGGCUUCUGAUGAAGAUGAACGCAUGUCAGUGGGUAGUCGCGGAAGCCUGAGGUCCCAGGCAGAGCUGGACUAUGCCGGUGCCUACCCUGUGCAGAUGAACGGUCACGAUGGCGACUUAUAUGGAUCCUCGUCCCUGAGUAGAAAACCUAGCAGGAGUUCCAGAUCCAGCAAGGAAAGCAAACUGCCCAGCAGAUUGUCAUCCAGGGAGGAGAAGUUGGGCUCCUACUAUUCUGACCUCGGGCUUUCCUGCAACAGCCUUCCCUCUAGACCCCCAUCGGCCUCCCAAAAUGGAGCUCGGUCUUUCUUUCUUUACAGCAACGUGAAAGCUGCCUGGCGUUUUGGGGCGUCCCUGUAUGAUGAGAGCAUAUACAGUGGGAGCCGACGAUUUAGUGCCUCCACUUCACAUCCUCCUUCCGAGUACAGCGGCUACCGGGGCUCCGGAUCGCGGGCGUCCUCCAGGGCCAGCUCAGCGCGUGCAAGUCCAGUGGUUGAAGAGAGGCCAGAAAAGGACUUUGCUGAGAAGGGCUCUCGUAACAUGCCCAGCCUAUCAGCGGCCACGCUGGCUUCCCUGGGUGGGACCUCCUCUCGGAGGGGCAGCGGGGACACCUCCAUCUCCGUGGACACCGAGGCCUCCAUGAGGGAAAUCAAGGAAAUCAAUGAGUUAAAGGACCAGAUUCAGGACGUAGAAGGCAAAUACAUGCAGGGCCUGAAAGAGAUGAAGGACUCCCUGGCUGAGGUCGAGGAGAAAUACAAGAAGGCCAUGGUUUCGAAUGCCCAACUAGACAAUGAGAAGAUGAACUUCAUGUACCAGGUUGACACCCUAAAGGAUGCCUUGUUAGAACUGGAAGAACAACUGGCUGAAUCUCGAAGGCAGUAUGAAGAAAAAAACAAAGAGUUCGAAAGGCAGAAGCACGCUCACAGCGUGCUGCAAUUCCAGUUUGCUGAAGCAAAAGAGGCCUUAAAACAAAGAGAAGAGAUGCUGGCGGAAAUCCGACAACUGCAGCAGAAACAGGAGAGUUAUAUCAGGGAGGUUUCUGAUCUUCAGGAAACAAUAGAAUGGAAAGACAAAAAGAUAGGGGCGUUAGAGAGGCAAAAAGAGUACUUUGAUUCCAUCCGGAGUGAGCGAGAUGACCUUCGGGCCGAAGCGAUCCUGCUGAAGGAGGAACUGAAGAAACAUGGAAUCAUCCUGAAUUCCGAAAUCACCACCAAUGGAGAACCUCUAGAUCAUCUAAGUCACGUGAGCCACCUGGGAUCUCCCAAGGUGCCACAAGAAGAAAUAAAUGCCCUGAAGUCAUCCAGCGAUGGGACCCUUGGAAGAGCCAGUGCAGUGGAGGUGGCGAGUGAGAAUGUGGCCCAAGUGGGGGAAAGCGCGGUCUUGCAGAGUCCUGAGUGUGAGCAGCCCCAGGCGGAUUCUGCCGAGGCAGGUGUGGACACAAAGGCCUCCUCUCCUGAUGGGAAUGCAGAGGCAGAAAACCCCCCACAAGACCGGGCCGUGAUGCCAGAGAUAUUAGCCAAGGAUCCAGCCCAUGUGCUAGAGACUCGUUCUGUCCCUGGCAGUACCAACGCGCAGGCUGAACCCAGUGAGGAUGGAAGUGGACUGGGUGCUAGUGUAGAGUCCAGUCUCCCUGAGGAUUUAAAGAGUAAUAAUGUGGAUCAGAAUCAGGAAAUAGCAGGGAGCCCUCACUUUCCAGGGGAUGGGAUUAGCCAGGCCCUAGAUGCUCAAAAUGAAGAGAAAGACUUAGUAGAAAAGCAGGGAGAGGGUCAGCCAGAGGAAGAGGACGGCAUGGAAUUAGCUCAGGGGACCCCAGAUGCUGAAAGGAUAGACACGGUGCCCGAGGAAUUCAGCAAAAGCCAUUCAGAAAGCCUGCCUGAAGGAACGGAAGCCAAAGACGGGACGCAGGUAGAGCCAAAAGCAGACAGCAACAGGGCCCAAGAGGGAGUAGUUAGUGGGGAGGAAAAAGGUACAAAUCUCACAAAAGCAGAACACAAUAAGGAGGAGGAAAAUGAGUUCACAAAGGAGGAAGUGAUCCAGACAGUCCCGUCUUCUCCAAAACCCAAGAGCAGUCAGCCGGAAAAAAUGGACUCGAAGGUCACAGCUGGAGAAAAUGGAUGCUCAGGCCAGAAUGUGCCCUCAGGAGAAAGAGACGGCCAGAAGGGGGAGAUUUGUGAUUCCUCGGCCAAAAAGUCCAAGAACAAGAAGAAGAAAAACAAGAAGAAGAAAGCCCCCCCUGUGGACUCUCCUGAAGACGUUAAGAAAGAACUGGUCUUGCAAAACACUGAGGAAGAGGAAGAGGAGGAAGUGAAGUUGGAGGCCAAGAGUCCAGCCCUUGGCGAAGGGGAUCAAGGGGAGAAGCCGGAAACCAGGACGGAUCUUGACGAAUAUGUGGAUUGUCCCGAGGAACCCAAAGCUGACUCGGAUGACAAACCAAACCAGGAAGGAGAUAAAGCAAAGAAACCCAAUGAAGGCGAAGGUGAAGAGCUUGACGGUGAUACCACCCAUCCACCAGGAACCGGUGGCGAGGGAGAGGUCGGUCUCUCAGAGCCGGCCGAAGCUGGAAGCACCGAAGAUUCUGCCCCAACUGAUAGUCCUGCCGGGAGAGCAACAGAGGAGAAUAAAGGAGCAGGCGGCAGUGGGCCCGAAGACCAAGACGCGCCAUUGUCCCCUCGUGAGGGGUCUCCCACCGAGACCGUGGAGGAAAACAACCAGUCAGAGGAGCAGCCAGAGACAGCCGAGGAAGCGUUAGAAAGCAAUAGUCUAGACGGCGAUGAUCCCGAAGACCCCGUGGGCAGCCAUGCAGAGAGCAAAGAGGAUGCUCAGGGCAGGAGCAGUAAGGGGAGAGAUAAAAACAAAGAGGAGUGCACCAUGUCGUGAGUGGAGGCAGGCGGCUCCCAGCCGCUGGUGGGGGUGGGGGGACAGCUGGAAGGAAGAAAUGCACUUUGCAGAAUAUCGUAUCCCAUAUUGUAGGAAAAAUAGGGGUUUCUCUCCUGGUGACAGCCCUAGCCUCUGGGCUGGGCUCUGUGGCAAUCAGUGACCCUAGAUCAGUUAUUGAAUCUCAGCUCCAGGCAAUCCAAGUGUUUGUCCCUUAUAAGGGGAUGUGGCUAUGUUAUGGCGAGCUCAGGAUGAUCAGAGAACCAAGUAACUCUCAUCAACAGUCCUUGCUUUAGUUUCUGGUUCCAAGUCAAGGCGGCCUCAAUUCCUGCUCUAAGCCCGUGUAGACACAUGUCGGCACAUGACGCCAUUUUAUUGUAAAGACCAAACAGCCUUCUACCUGUAUGGGAUUGAUUCCCACUUGGGUUUGUCUCUGAUGGCCGUGCCUUCUAGUUAUCCCCAAUAUAUUUAUUUCAAUGGGCACGUUGUGACAGGUUGCAUGGAUGAUUUCCAGGCAAUAACGAGCUGCCAAAUGAUCUUUAGGUCACUGAGUGAUAAAGUUUGUGCCUUAUGGAAAUGAGAGUUCAUUUAGACAAUGAAGCUCAUCGCUUUCAAGACCUAGGGAAGGCUUGAGGUCAGAUGAUACUCGGUCUUGGUGAUCUAGGCAAGAUCUCUUACUCUAGAUCAAGUCUUGGGGACCAUAUUACCAAUCAUUCCUUGAUACGUAGAUUUUUUUGUUUGUUUGCUGGGGAAAUUAUUUUAUUUUAUGUGCACAUUACCCAUCUUAUAUCUUUUAUAUACAAUGCUACCAAGAAAAAUGGUUUUUUUUUUCUCUAAAAAUAGCUAUUUGUUUAAAUUAGCCUAGUAUUUUUCAUUUCUAUCAAGAGCACACUUUUGAAAUGAUGGCUUCCCUUGAAAAUACCCUUUAUUUAUCCUCUUGGCUAAUCCUUCUUAAGUGUCUAACCUUCAUUAACAAAUACUAUAUCAAAAGUUAGAACCAUCCCUGUGCAGAUUCCUAACUCCUAAUGAGCAAGAACAGUUGCAGACAGUUGAAUGCUUUUUGACUGUCCCCUGCACUAUCGAUCCAGUUUUGCUGGUACGUCCUGAAACUGGCCUGCGCGCAGGCCCCUGUGUGUUUGCUGCAUAAUGAAGUGUUCCUUUUAAAUGUUUUUAAAUAUUAAAAUCAAAGUGUACGCGCACGAAUGUCAUUGCCAUUCAGGUGGACAUGUUAUGUGGUUUUUCUAGCUGUUACAAAAUCAUUGAAUACAACCAGACCAAAGUUUUAUGAACAUUUGAGGUGUAUAUGAUAAAUGUUGUAUAUAAUUGAAAUAAAGGCAUUUUAUAAUUUUAAAAAGCUGUGAUGCACAAUUUUUGCAACAUGUAUAAUCCUCCUAGGACUAAUACUGGCUCCCCUGCUUUGGCUGUCGCCUCCCACAUUCACCUUGUCUUUAUUAAAAACGGACGCAUUUGGAAGCCAA
This is a messenger RNA of Sarcophilus harrisii (Tasmanian devil), 5192 nucleotides long. Its product is annotated as leucine-rich repeat flightless-interacting protein 1. The record is from RefSeq and is a predicted model, not a curated record. The coding region runs from base 601 to 3717 and encodes 1038 amino acids. Gene Ontology annotation, biological process: regulation of transcription by RNA polymerase II. Lineage: Eukaryota; Metazoa; Chordata; Mammalia; Dasyuromorphia; Dasyuridae. The transcript has 22 exons. Gene Ontology annotation, molecular function: RNA polymerase II cis-regulatory region sequence-specific DNA binding; DNA-binding transcription factor activity, RNA polymerase II-specific.